AUGAGCUUGUUUGCGGGUGUCAGCGGCGGCGCGGCGGACGCGGCGUCCGGGGUCGGCACAGGAAGGGCGCUCCUGGAGCUGACGCCGCACAAGAUGGCGGUGUGCCAGCUCGUGCAGGUCUUCGCGCCGCCGGCGCAGGCCGGGGGCGACGUCGUGCCGCCCUUCCCCUUCGAGUCCCUCGCCCACCACAACCGCCUCGGACUCUUCCUGUUCACGCUCACCCGGUCAUGCGAGGAUUUUCUGGAGCCUCCACUGGAAGAAUUUUUGAGGCAGCUGAAGGCAGUGGAUAAUUUGGCUAAUGGUUGGUUCUGCGAGCAGCUGACAAGUUCUUUGUCAGCGCUCAACUCACCUGAUGACUUGUUCAACUUUUUUGAUAAGCUACGAGGUGUGCUCACUGCACCAGAGGGUGCGAGUGCAGAAGACGUAUUUUUGGAUCCGAAUAGUCAACUUGGAGUUUUUCUUCGUUGCUGCAUACUUGCCUUCAACUCAAUGACCUUUGAGGGUGUAUGCCAUCUGUUGGCAGAUCUUGUCAUGUACUGUAACUCCACUGAUGCUUCAUAUGACUUGGCAGAAGAUGAGGACUUCAAUAGUGAAAUGGGCAACUUGAUGGAUGCAGACAUAGGUUCUCAAGUUGGUAUAUUUGACAAAUUUCAUCAGGGUUAUGCCUCUGAGCGUCAUAUGGGGGAGAGUUCUUCAGCUCUAACUCGUGCACCAACGUCAACCUAUUAUUUUGAUGAUGCUAAUAUUUUUAAAGCGGAUGACAACCCAACCUGUCUGAGAUCAAGGUGGCAAUUAGAGGCAUAUCUUAACCAACAAGCCGAUAUUCUUGAGAAGGAUCCCGGCUCAGUGCCUUUGAAUUCGUUUAAUGCCACUAUGACACAGCUUCAAACAUUAGCUCCGGAGCUUCAUCGUGUCCAAUUCUUGCAGUACUUGAAUGCCCUUUGCCAUGAUGACUAUGUUGCUUCACUGGAUAAUCUUCACCGCUACUUUGAUUACAGUGCAGGGAUGCAAGGACUUUUUGGUCGUUCUGUGUCUCAGGUGCAAGAUAUUGUUGUUGGAAAGUAUGAGAGUGCUCUGCUAUGCUUAGGCAACUUGCAUUGUUACUUUGGACAUCCUAAGAAAGCCCUAGAGGCAUUUGCAGAAGCAGUCCGUGUUUCUCAAAUGAAUAAUGAUGAUUCAUGCCUUGCCUAUGUAUUAGGAGCCAUUUCCAAUCUAUUAUCAAAGAUAGGCAUCUCAAACACAGUUGGAAUAAUCAGUUCUCCAUAUUCACUUGGGACCAAUAUUGGACUGGGCACGCCAUUAUCCAUUCAACAACAGUUACUUGUUCUUUUAAAGCGGUCACUCAAGAGAGCUGAUGCAUUGAAACUUGCAAGUUUACUAUCCUUUGAUCACCUUUCGCUGGCAAAAUUUGAUCUGAAGCAUGUCCAAAGGCCACUAGUCUCUUUUGGCCCUAAUGCAUCUACAAAGCUUAGAACAUGUCCUGCAGAUGUCAUUAAGAAUUUAAGAUUAGGUUCCCUUGUGUUGACUGACUUUGGAGCAGAUGUUCUAUCUACUUCAAAUGAUAAUGGUAGUUUUAGCACUUCAUGGCUUAGGAAUCUAUCCGCCGCUUCUGAUUCAUGGCGUAGAAGUUCUAAGAACACCAAGAAAUUACAUAUUAAUGACUUCGACGAUUUCCAUUAUCAUGCACAACCAAGUCCAGUACCUGCACCAAUAUUGCAAUUAGCUGGCUCAGCAUAUUUGCUGAGAGCCACCGCUUGGGAGCACUAUGGGAGUGCUCCAAUGGUACGGAUGAAUGCUCUGGUUUAUGCAACCUGCUUUGCGGAUGCUGCAAGUUCAUCAGAGUUAUCACUAGCAUAUGUGAAGCUAAUUCAACAACUGGCGGUGUUCAAAGGAUAUUCAGCUGCAUUCUGUGCUCUAAAGCUUGCUGAAAAGAAGUUCCCAUCCUCAACAAGUUUGCACAUCCAGCUUCUAGGAAUGCAGAUUCUACAUGAGCGCGCACUUCAUCGAGGGCAUCUAAAAGUCGCGCAACAAAUCUGUGAUGAGUUUGGGGUGUUGUCAUCUUCCGUUUCUGGAGUAGACAUUGAGCUAAAGACAGAAUUUAGUGUACGACGUGCUCGCACUCUCCUUGCUGCAAAACAGUUUAGCCAGGCCGCAGCUGUGGCCAGUUCUCUUUUCUCUACGUGCUACAAGUACAACAUGCAGGUUGAGAAUGCAAGUAUUCUUUUAUUACUUGCUGAAAUACAUAAAAAAUCUGACAAUGCAGUCCUUGCGCUUCCUUGUGCGUUAGCCAGCCAAUCAUUCUGCAAAUCAUUCAACUUGGAUCUGCUUGAAGCCUCAGCUACACUUACUCUUGCUGAGUUGUGGCUGGCUCUUGGAUCAAGCCAUGCAAAGAAGGCACUGAGUCUUGUCUACCAGAGCCUUCCCAUGAUUCUUGGUCAUGGUGGUCUUGAGCUACGCGCUCGAGCUCACAUUAUUUUAGCAAAGUGUCAUUUAUCCGAUCCAAAAUUCUCAGUUCUCGAAGAUCCUGAAGCUGUUCUAGAUCCUCUGAACCAAGCCACUGAAGACCUGCAAGCAUUAGAGUACCACGAGAUGGCAGCAGAGGCGUACUAUCUGAAGGCAAUGGCAUACAACCAUCUCGGCAAGCUUGAUGAGAGGGAGGAAGCCGCGGCUCGUUUCAAGGAUCACGUCACUGCCCUUGAGAACCCGCAGAACGAAGAGGACUCGCUUGCGUACUGA
Molecule: messenger RNA, 2736 nt
Organism: Miscanthus lutarioriparius
Lineage: Eukaryota; Viridiplantae; Streptophyta; Magnoliopsida; Poales; Poaceae
Source: the annotation of a GenBank genome assembly